CCUUACAAUAGUAUAGACCCACCACAAAUAGUUAGGACAAAUUUCCUCCUAAUAGAUCACCCUUCACUCUCUCUUCCAACCCUCUCUCCUUUAUCUCAUAAGGUCCAAAAACACCACAAGAGAUCAUGAGUGGCUGCACUAAUAGCACCAGUGGCAGCAGUAGCGGCGGCGGUGGUGGUGGUGGUGCAAGCGGUGGUGCAAGUGGUGGUGGUGGUGUAGGAGGAGGAGGAGGAGGACCUUGUGGUGCAUGUAAGUUUCUAAGAAGAAAGUGUGUGAACGGAUGCAUCUUUGCACCAUACUUUGAUUCAGAGCAAGGAGCAGCUCACUUUGCAGCAGUGCACAAGGUCUUUGGCGCUAGCAAUGUCUCCAAGCUUCUUCUCCAUAUUCCAGCACACAAACGCCUCGACGCUGUUGUUACAAUCUGUUUCGAAGCACAGGCCCGUCUCCGUGAUCCUGUUUAUGGUUGUGUCGCACAUAUCUUUGAUCUCCAACAACAGGUGGUGAAUCUUCAAGCAGAGUUGUCAUAUUUGCAAGCGCACUUAGCUACAUUGGAGCUACCUUCACCUCCACCGCCACCGCCGCCACCACCGUUGCUUGCUCCAUCACCUUUCUCAAUAUCAGACCUUCCUUUCACGUCUAGUCCGCCGACAACUCUAGACUUGUCAACACUGUUUGAUCCAUUGAACCAACCACAAUUGGCAUCACAGCCGGUGCAGCAGCAUGGAAGUAGCAGAGAUAGAAGUAGUCUUGCUGAUCAGAUCAGCUCUGGAGGAGGUGAUCUUCAAGCAUUAGCUAGAGAAUUACUUCAUAGACAUCAUCAUCAUCAUCAUCAUCAGCAUGCAGCUUCUAGCCAGUCAGAGCCUGCAUCAUCUCUACCAAAGUGAUCAUGUUCACAUUAAUGUUGUUGUUGUUGUCACAGUUGGUCACUGUUUCAUUUGCUGAGAUAGAUAGAAAGAAAGGCUUUUAUAUAUAAUCUUUCAGUUUGUAAUCUAUCUUUUUGAUGAGGAUUGAUGUAGCUGGUCAUUUUGAUCCUGAGCAUGCAUUGGUUCUUUUUUUGAUGUUAUUAAGCCAGCAAUCAUUCCCUGGUCUUGUAUUCAUUAAUGAGGAUGAACAGGUACGCCAGUACUUUGAAG
Dioscorea cayenensis subsp. rotundata (Guinea yam) is the source of this 1133-nucleotide messenger RNA. Its product is annotated as LOB domain-containing protein 18-like. Gene Ontology annotation, biological process: hormone-mediated signaling pathway; positive regulation of DNA-templated transcription. The record is from RefSeq and is a predicted model, not a curated record. The transcript has 2 exons. NCBI's taxonomy places the organism in Eukaryota, Viridiplantae, Streptophyta, Magnoliopsida, Dioscoreales, Dioscoreaceae. Bases 126 to 884 code for a protein of 252 amino acids. Gene Ontology annotation, cellular component: nucleus.